GGCAGAACGAGAGAGAGAUAUAUUUACAAGAGAGAAAAGAGACGACAGUGUGCAUUCUCUUUGGGGGGGAUAAAUGAUGAGAAACUAGAGGGCACGCGGGAAGGAAAUAAAGUUGGAACUAUAAGAGAGGAUAAAUUAGAUGAAGAGUUUGUGACAGCAGCAAGUGCAGAGCUCCCGAAGAAACAAGCUUGUCUCAGACGUUGCUUAGGAUCCAUCAUUAACAAAACAAAACAAAGCAAAGGAAGUCCAAAGAUUGCUUAUUUCUCUCUCCCAACCCAACCAUAUCGGCUACAGCAGAGAAACAGAUCAGAGGAGAGUGAGCCCACAGGGGAGAGGCAUUACAGGUGUCCAGGCAGACAGUCCGACAUGCUCGCCGUGCUUCUUCUUCUCUGCAUAGUGGACGGAGUAGGCGCAUCCACACCUGGAGUCUGGGCUUAUGACGGGAUGCAGGACAGUCAAAGAGCAGCAGCAACGCUGUGCCCGUCGCCAUGCCAGUGCGAACAGGACACUAUCUUCAUCAUGGUGGACUGCUCGGAGUUGGGACUAGCGUCUGUGCCGACCGACAUCAGCCCUCUCACAACCUACCUGGAUCUGAGUAUGAAUAACAUCAGCGAGAUCCAGCCGAGAGCCUUCCACCAACUGCACCUGCUAACUGAACUGCGAAUCUCUGGGAAUCGGCUGAGGUAUAUUUCAGGUCAUGCUCUCCAGGGUCUCCACAACCUGAAAGUUUUAAUGCUGCAGAACAACCACCUUGAAAGACUUCCCCAUGAUGCUCCGUGGGACCUACCAAACCUGCUGUCACUGCGUCUGGAUGCCAACCUCCUGUCUGAAGUUCCUUCUGGCGCCUUCCAAGGGAUUCCUGCUCUCAGACACCUGUGGCUGGAUGACAAUUCCCUGACAGAAAUCCCAGUCGUGGCCCUGGAUGCUCUACACUCCCUUCAGGCCAUGACCCUGGCCCUCAACCAGAUCACGCAUAUUCCAGAUUAUGCAUUUGCCAACCUCUCUGCACUUGUUGUACUACAUCUCCAUAACAACUGGAUCCAGAUCAUGGGAAUGAGAUGUUUUGAAGGUUUACAUAGUCUGGAGACUCUGGAUUUGAAUUACAAUGAACUCCAGGAGUUCCCUGUGGCCAUCAGGACACUGAGUAAGCUUCAGGAGCUGGGCUUUCAUAACAACAAUAUCAAAGCAAUCCCCGAGGGAGCCUUUGUGGGAAAUCCUCACCUCCAAACCAUCCAUUUUUAUGAGAACCCCAUCCAGUUUGUGGGAAAGUCCGCUUUCCAGUUCUUACCCAAGUUGCACACACUUUCCCUGAAUGGAGCCGCCCCAAUUCAAAACUUUCCUGACCUGAAAGGAACAACCAGCUUGGAAGUUUUGACACUGACUCAAGCGGGUCUCUCGACUCUCCCUCUCGAUCUAUGCGAACAGCUGCCUCGCCUCAGAGUGUUGGAACUGUCAUACAACCAAAUACAGCAUCUGCCAAGCUUUUACCACUGCUCCGCACUACAAGAAAUCGGGCUUCAGCACAACCAAAUCACGAGGCUUGAGUCCAGUACCUUCCAGGAGCUCUCCUCUCUAAAAACACUGGAUUUAAGCUGGAACAAGAUAGACUGGAUCCAUGAAGAUGCCUUUGCCUCAUUGCAUUCUUUGGUCAAAUUGGACUUGACUGAAAAUAGGCUUAGCUCAGUGCCAUCUGCUGGACUGGAGGGUCUCACCCACCUAAAGCUCAAGGGAAACAAUGAAUUAUACGAUGCCUUCAGCCCCGAUCACUUCCCUCUUUUAAGGGUGAUUGAGAUGCCGUAUGCCUACCAGUGCUGCGUGUAUGGUUCUUGUGACAGCUACAAGACAGUCAACCAGUGGGACACUGAUCAAAGCAACACUGAUGAUGAACUUCACAAGAGAACUGCUGCCAUUUACCCACACCGAGAUGAUCCUGACCUAGAGGAAUUCCAGCUAGAAAUAGAGGAGUCCAAACUUCAGGCCACUGUCCAGUGCACUCCAACACCAGGUCCUUUCCGUCCCUGCGACUCUCUGUUGGGAAGUUGGUUGGUCCGUGUUGGUUUAUGGACCAUCUCCCUGGUGUCACUGUUGGGGAACUCACUGCUGCUCCUUUCUCUAUUCAGCUCCCCGUGCCCAUUGUCGCCAUUAAGAUUCACGGUGGCCUGCAUGGGUGCCUCUAAUCUGCUGACAGGUGUUUGUACAAGCACACUGGCCCUUGUAGACGCUUUAACAAUGGGAGUCUUUAACCAACAUGGUGCUCCCUGGCAAGGAGGCCCGGGGUGUCAGGUGACCGGAUGGGUAUGGGUGCUUGCUUCCGAGGCAAGUGUGUUGCUGCUGACGUUGGCGGCUGUGCAAUGCGGAGCAAGCGUGACAUGUGCCCGCAGCUACGGCAAACCGUCCUCACUGAGAAGUGUGCGUAUAUUUGCACUUUUGUGUCUGACUCUCUCACUCAUUGUAGCUUGUUUUCCUUUGCUUGGAGUUGGGGAGUAUGGAUCAUCUCCUUUCUGCCUACCGACACCAUUACCACCUUCAGCUUCUCAGCUACCAUCUUCCUUGGUCUUUCCCUUAGUGCUUAUUAUGAUGAACACCCUCUGCCUACUCGUAGUAACGUGUUCAUACAUCCGACUCUACUGGCAAUUACUUAGAGGAGAAUGUGAGGGCCUGUGGGACUGUGCUAUGAUCAAACACGUCGCCUGGCUAAUAUUCACAAACGGCCUCCUUUAUGUGCCAGUGGCUUUCUUCUCCAUCUGCUCACUCCUGGGCCUCUUAUCUGUCGGAGGGGAGGUGCUCAAAUCAAUCAUUUUGCUUCUUCAGCCUCUACCUGCCUGCCUGAAUCCGCUACUCUUUCUACUUUUCACACGACACCACUCCCAGUAUUUUUUCUGGUAUUGCCCAAAAGGGCCUCUGCAGCUUCGCCGCGACCGCACCACAGACUCGCUGGUCUCUGUGGAGACAGAGAAGAGCUCCUGCUCGGAAACAUUGACACAACUGUCGCUGGUCGAUGCCAGCACCCUGUGCAGUAGGGCCUCCUCUGUCCAUUCUCAAAUGGACCCAAUUCGAUUGUCUCAGUGCUCCGCUACUUCUUCCGUUCCUCUAAUCUCCUGCCAGACACCCAUUGUCAGAGGUAAAGACAGACCGAAAGAACAAAGGAGCCUUGACAACAAAGGAUGUCUGAAGACUUUGAAUCAAGAUAUUUGCAACAACUGCCCGAUGCAUCGCUCAAUCAUGACUGACUCCUUUGCUCCAAAUCCAUAAACGACCAAUCUAACUGCCUGAAAAGCAGGGCAUUACAGACACUCACAGGUCAUCAUGUACAGUGGCAGCAAUACUAGUCCAGGGCCUGAGUCAACAAAGCACCUCUAAAAGAGACCACAUGGAAUAGAUGAGUACUCUUGAAAAGCAAUGUGUGGUAGAGUACCUCUAACAAGAGAACGUGCAACAAGAAGUUCCGCUGCAAUAAUGAAUGAAAAUAUCAUUAUGCAAACAAAGGGGACAAUUUUAGAACCCUUUCCAGUGGACUGCAGUCGCAGACUUCCAUCUUCAAGAAAGAUCUAGUAAAAAAAAGCUGAAAUAGACCCCAUUGAAAUGAAGACACCUUGGACAACUUGUAAGCAGGGUGGACUUCAAAUCUAGCAUCAAGAACAGAGUUACUGUAUAUGUAUAAAUGCUAUAUUAAAAUGUGACUGAUCACAGGCAUGCAUGCGGCUUCAAAGUUACACAUUGCCCGGUUAUAAUUACUGUAACUAUUUCUGUUUAUUCCUGCUUUUGAGUGACUUGACAAUGAAAGGAUUCAAGCAUGUCAGGUGAUUAACCGGAGUAAGCUAGCAAACGCAAAUGUGUGGAAAAAAUUCACGUCAUUUAUAUUGUUCUGUCUGAAACAUCAAAUA
Molecule: messenger RNA, 3884 nt
Organism: Hippocampus zosterae (dwarf seahorse)
Lineage: Eukaryota; Metazoa; Chordata; Actinopteri; Syngnathiformes; Syngnathidae
Gene: lgr6
Product: leucine-rich repeat-containing G-protein coupled receptor 6
Exons: 18
Coding region: 367-3252 (961 amino acids)
Biological process (GO): G protein-coupled receptor signaling pathway
Cellular component (GO): plasma membrane
Molecular function (GO): protein binding; protein-hormone receptor activity
Source: RefSeq, a predicted model, not a curated record